This is a messenger RNA of Aaosphaeria arxii CBS 175.79, 1086 nucleotides long. Its product is annotated as epoxide hydrolase. NCBI's taxonomy places the organism in Eukaryota, Fungi, Ascomycota, Dothideomycetes, Pleosporales. The coding region runs from base 1 to 1086 and encodes 361 amino acids. Gene Ontology annotation, biological process: epoxide metabolic process. The record is from RefSeq and is a predicted model, not a curated record. Gene Ontology annotation, molecular function: epoxide hydrolase activity. The transcript is spliced from 2 exons.
AUGGCUCUGAGCCUGAAGACGGAACGAUUCAAGGUUGACGUGCCUUCUCACGAAAUCAAGCGCCUCAAAGAGAAGGUCCGAAACACACGCCUACCAUCCAACCCGAUUGUUCCUGAAGCAGGAGAGGACUAUGGCCCUCCGAUUGAAUGGUUCCAGCGUUUGCACCAGACUUGGACUGUGGACUUCGACUGGGAAUCUGUACAACAACAUCUGAAUCGCCAUGAGCAUUUCCUGGGGAACAUAAAGGAUGAAGAGCAUAAUUUGAAGCUGCACUUCGUCCAUGUUCGCUCGUCCAGGCCGAACGCUAUACCCCUCUUACUCGUUCACGGGUGGCCAGGCUCAUUCUACGAAUUUGACAGAGUUAUUGAUCUUCUGAGUGAACCAAAAGAUGCCAAUGUACAAGCUUUUCACGUUGUGGUUCCGAGUCUGCCGGGAUUUUGCUGGUCUUCCGCACCGCCACGUCGUGGCUGGACACUAAAAGACAAUGCACGAGUUUUCAACAACCUGAUGCUCGGUCUUGGGUACUUGAGCUAUGGUGUACAGGCGGGCGACUGGGGCUCAUUUGUAGCCAGAGAACUGGGUGCUCAGUACCCGGCUUGUAAGGCUGUACAUCUGAACUUUUGCCCUGUACCUCUUCACACUCCAGAUAACGAGUUGAGCCCGCGUGAGAAAUUGGUGAAGAAGCGCUACGAUGAUUGGUUGGAUGAUCACUUGGGCUAUGCUGUCUGUAUGCGAACGAGGCCUCAUACCAUCGGCGUCGCGCUCAUCGAUAAUCCAGUAGGAAUCAUGAGCUGGGUGGGAGAGAAGUACUACGAAGCUGCAGCUCCCCAGAAGGCGACUGAUCCCGAAUGGGACCAGGCGAUACUUAUCCAAAGCUCUCUGUACUACUUCACGGACUGCAUCAUGACCUCUAUGCUACCUUACUAUGAGAACGUCAAGCACGCCGAGUUCGGGUCUUAUUUCACUAGACCUGAGAACAGGAUCGACGUUCCCUUCGCUUACUCCUCGUUCCUCUACGAUACUCGCCCGGGAACGGAAAGAACAGUCAAAGAAACGGGCAAUAUGGUUCAGUAUAGAGGUACGUGA